AUGGAAGAUUUGGACGAUAUGAACGAUAUCGAGGAUGAGAUUCUAAGAAGAGCAAACGGGAUUAUCAUGUGGGUUGUCAUUGUGGUUUCGCUGCUUAACAAAGCCUAUGAUGAGGGUCGUAUUGAGGCCAUGCCAGAGGGCGAUGGAAUCGAUCCAAAUUCAAUAACAACACUAUCCGACGACGCAUCACCUCCUCGUCCCGAGGCCUGCUCGAGGUUCGAAAAGGCUACAGAAGCUGGACCCAACGCUGGUCCCAGAGCCUAUCAGUUGCAGCCAUGGCCAGCUGUGCGCCUCUUGCCGGUCAGCUAUCGAGCAGAGAAGGCACUAUCCGAAGGUGUCAUGCGAGAGGCUAUUGUACAGUGGCUUCGAAAGCAACACAAUUGGUUUAUGUGGUGGAAAAUAUUUUUCCAUACCACUGGCGGUGGUGCGGAGUAUCCGUGGCUAGAAAAUAGCAUGGAGGCGGGACUUCUUUAUAGUAAUUAUGUCUUGUCGCUUUGUGGUUGUCAACAUUUGAUCAAGGACGCAGUCAGGCCACUUCGGCACGGCAUUGCGAGCAGCUGCGACUCGAGGCCACGAAACGAUGGUCCAGCAGCUACUAGCUUUUCAACGUGCGCUUGAAAUUACACGUGCGAAGUCGUGAAUUAAUCUGAGAAAUCCUUCCUAUGAAGAGCGGUCUAACCAGCAUCCGAGGGGAAAAGUUCUCUAGGCGGAAAAGGAUCCUUCAAAAGCUUGGAUUGCAAUGGAAAGCGGAUUUGUCUUCGUGAAGCUUGCAAGUCUGUAUAACGGAGUACUCUAAUCCGUUGUAUUUGUAGUUCUAUGUCAGCUGAGUGUUUAAGGAGUAGUCUUUCUUUCUCUCCAAACCUCUAUUACACUGAGGGUUCAAGGAGU
Molecule: messenger RNA, 888 nt
Organism: Eremomyces bilateralis CBS 781.70
Lineage: Eukaryota; Fungi; Ascomycota; Dothideomycetes; Eremomycetales; Eremomycetaceae
Exons: 4
Coding region: 1-618 (205 amino acids)
Source: RefSeq, a predicted model, not a curated record